CCCAGACACCUCCCUAUUCAUGAUCAAUGCAUGUCUACGCACCCUGUUAUGAUGAUCGACUGUGAUGGGGCGCGAGUACCAGACAGUGUUGCAAACAUCAUGAAGCCCUUGUCCGUGGAAAUCUAUCCCCUUGUGCACUAUCAAACCAUCUUCAAGACCAACGCAGUCAGGUGUACCUGGUUCUCCUGUCGCCGGGAAUUCUUCUCAGGGUUGAUAGGUGCUUUGAAGGUCCACAACCUAGGUCAUCUCAACGCUUGGUUACGCGGGUUGAUCCACCGUGAUACCAGUGACGGCAAUACAUGGUUUUGGGUGCCCAUAGCAGAUCAAGAUCACGCUGUGCCUAAUUGGUGUAUUGAUGAAGGAGUGCCCAAAUUCUGUGGAGACAUAGUAGAAUCUGAGUGGUUUCCCAUGCGUCCUGGAAUGAUCAGGGAC
Suillus discolor is the source of this 432-nucleotide messenger RNA. RefSeq lists its product as uncharacterized. The annotation marks the transcript as partial. The record is from RefSeq and is a predicted model, not a curated record. NCBI's taxonomy places the organism in Eukaryota, Fungi, Basidiomycota, Agaricomycetes, Boletales, Suillaceae. The transcript is spliced from 2 exons.